GAGAAACGGGGAACGAAUAAGCGAUACCCCGGCCAGAAGAGGAAAUAUCAGACGAUUUUAACGUUAUUUCUGUAGAGAAGUGCCGAUUCGUUCAGAGAACCACCUCUGGAAGGAUCUUUUGUUCCUGAUUUGUUUUAGUCACUAUUUUCCGCUGAAUGAGGUGGGAUGGCUGAAGUGCCACCUGGGCCUAGUAGCGCAUUGUCUGCGUCCCCGGCUGAAAUUAUUCCCUUCCCCGGGGGUGGAUGCGUCGUACCCGGUGAAUGCGAUGAAAGGGACUUCAGGCGAGCAGAUGCAGUGAUCACUGGAGCAGGGCAACAGCAAGUAACUGAAGGGAAACGGGCAAACAAAGCGAUCCAGAAACAUUUGUUCUCCCAUUCAUCAGGUUCCCAAACGCAGCCGCGACAACAGCAACUCAACGGCUUGCUCAGCGACGCUGAAGACGGCGUCCCGCUCACCCACCCGGCUCACCGACCCACGGACAGCCAGAGAGAGCCCGGGGAGCACUGUGACGGUACCGGUGAGGACGGAGAUGAUGGCGAUGCCACAGAGAACAACAGCCUAAGCGACAACAAUCGUAGCGACUGCCGACAGGAACACGACCCCUGUUCAAAAAAGAACCACUCUCAUGCUAGCAACAACUUUAUAAACAGCGUGCUAAACGUGUCCAGGACUGAGGCGAGCCCUAGUCAGCACCUCGCUGGAGACGAGGGUGCUAGGACAGACUACCACGCCAGGACUGAGCCCCGGCCUUUCCCCGGGGAUCCACCGGACGGGGAGGCCGAGGAGGAUGGGGAAAGCGCUGGGAUGCAGCGGGCUGGAGCUGGGCCCGACAUUUCACAUGUACCGGUAUCGGAAAUGGAGAGGCUACAUCUGAAUUCCUUACCGGAUAGAGGAGAUGGGGAAGAGGAGGCCAUCCACUAUGUGCGUUAUGAAUCCGAAUUGCAGAUGCCGGACAUCAUGAGGCUGAUAACCAAGGAUUUGUCGGAGCCGUAUUCCAUUUACACGUAUAGGUACUUCAUCCACAACUGGCCCCAGUUGUGCUUUCUGGCCAUGGUGCGGCAGGAGUGUGUGGGCGCCAUCGUGUGUAAGCUGGACAUGCACAAGAAGAUGUUUCGCCGUGGUUACAUCGCCAUGCUUGCCGUUGACUCCAAGUACCGCAGGAAAAGCAUCGGCACUAAUCUGGUAAAGAAGGCCAUCUACGCCAUGGUGGAAGGUGACUGCGAUGAGGUGGUGCUGGAAACGGAGAUCACUAACAAGUCGGCCCUGAAGCUGUACGAAAACCUGGGCUUUGUGAGGGACAAGCGGCUCUUCCGAUACUAUCUGAACGGGGUGGAUGCGCUGAGACUCAAACUGUGGCUCCGCUAGCCGCCCCUGUCCCCCCAAGACCCCCUCCCCACCACACCCCACCCUUCCUCUCACGCUCUGCGCGGGACACAGGAUCAAGGAACCUGCUUCCUCUCAACGAGCAGCCAAAUGGCAAAACAUCAGAUUGACAAACAUCGGGUGGAUACGAGUUUUAAAAAAACAGAGUUUAAGAGAAGCGGGCUGAAUUGGGCUGCGGGGGUGAGGUUCCCUUUGUCAGGACCUCGUUUUGGGAAGGGAGGUGUGGCGGGCAGCCCCGGAUGAGGUUGCAGUCUCUCUGCGCUGGUCGUUUUGGUGGAGGGGGUGGAGGGGUCUCAUGUGAUGGGACAGUGCCAGCUGCUUGUCCUCAUAUCAGGCCAGGGGACAUCAAAAACAAAAUGGCUUCCUCUUGACUGUUUUUUUUUUGUUUUGUUUUGUUUUAAAUAAAAGAGGAAGCUGUGUAGAAUGCAAAGCAGGUUUAAGAAAAGAAAAAGAUGCCCACCAUUAUUUUUGGAAUUUAUUUUUAUUCUAUUCCUCCUUUUAUCGCAUGGCUGGUGUGUAUUGGGAAUGUUUGUGUGCAACCGUGGGUGCGUGUGUGUGUGUGUGUGUGUA
Messenger RNA from Megalops cyprinoides (Indo-Pacific tarpon), 1953 nucleotides. RefSeq names its product N-alpha-acetyltransferase 30-like. Lineage: Eukaryota; Metazoa; Chordata; Actinopteri; Elopiformes; Megalopidae. The transcript is spliced from 4 exons. Bases 166 to 1365 code for a protein of 399 amino acids. Gene Ontology annotation, molecular function: protein-N-terminal amino-acid acetyltransferase activity. The record is from RefSeq and is a predicted model, not a curated record. Gene Ontology annotation, cellular component: NatC complex. Gene Ontology annotation, biological process: N-terminal peptidyl-methionine acetylation.